UAGGAUGAACACUGAUCGUGUGUUGAUACACAGCAACCUGGCCGCAUCCAUAGCAAUGUCUCAGAUACUCUUUCUUGCUCAGGGUUCUCUCGAACCUAUGACGAUUGGAUGUCAGGUAAUGGCUGGUAUCAUGUAUUAUUUCUUCACGGCUUCGUUCGUGUGGAUGAUGAUUGAAGGACUGCAGCUCUAUACUCAAGUUGUUCUUGUCUUCAAUCAGGAGAGUAGUAAGAUGAGAUACUACCUGCUCGGUGGAUGGGGAAUCCCGUUGCUAAUGACGGCAGUUGUGAUUGGAUCAACCUUAGAUAGCAUUGGACGACGAGCUGAUGCCUGCUGGUUAGAUUAUUCGGACAACUCGAUCUAUUUCUUCGUGAUCCCUACUCUGUGCGUGGUGGUUGGUAACAUGGCUAUCCUCACUCGUGUUACGGUCGUCAUUGUCAAUCUCAAGAACCAUGAUCAACUCAAGAGAGACGGAGCAAGAUAUCAGAAACUCAAAUACGCGUUGAAGGCCUCGCUCACCAUCUCACCUCUGAUGGGAUCGACCUGGUUGUUUGGUGUGUUUACUCUGGCCGAUUCAUCUAACCUGACGUUCCUCUAUAUCUUCGUGUUAUGUAACUCCAUCCAAGGCAUACUCAUCUUCAUUCUACACUGUCUUAACAGCCAGGAGGUUCGUGAUACUUUCAAACGUCGCAUGGAGUUGUAUCACAUUGGUCGUUCAAUCCGGCGAUUUAGGAUCCAACCUCUGAGCAGCUCUAUGAAUGACUCUACCUGUACUACAAGUGAUGGCAAGACAAUGCGUAGUACUAUCAACACACUAUCGUCAUUCGUUAGCAAGGAACAGAAGAGUUCUUAGACAACUGCAUGGCGAAUAUAUUAAUUGGUAACUUAAUUAUCAAAAUCAGACUGGUACUUAGAAGUACAGUUAUACAAUAAUACAACAGAGGCUUCUAUCAGGAGCAAAAGGGGCCGGUUUAUUCUAAAUUAUUGGUGAUUAAAUCCUCAAUAAUUUGUUAUAGAUGAAGGUUAAUUAUCGUUAUUAUUAUUUUGCUAAUGUUAUUUUCAUUAUUAUUAUCAUUUUAACCAUUAUUAUUUAUAAAAUUAUAGAAAUAAAGGUUGAAUCAACAAGGCGGGAAAUGAGAUAACAAUGACGAUACUUUGUUAUCAAGACCUUAUGUAAACUUUGUUUCAUCAUCCUCGUCAUCCUCGUCAUACACAGGACCUUAUUAUGAAUCGUAGAUGGUAGGACUUUAACUCUGAGUGACAAAUAUGAUCAUAUUGUUUGCCUUCAGACGUUCUUUAAUAUAUAUACAGUUUAACAAUCAAUAUUAAGUGUUUAACAGACACCAUUGAGAAAGCUAAUCAAAUGUUAU
Molecule: messenger RNA, 1367 nt
Organism: Strongylocentrotus purpuratus (purple sea urchin)
Lineage: Eukaryota; Metazoa; Echinodermata; Echinoidea; Camarodonta; Strongylocentrotidae
Product: adhesion G-protein coupled receptor D1-like
Exons: 6
Coding region: 5-850 (281 amino acids)
Biological process (GO): cell surface receptor signaling pathway; adenylate cyclase-activating G protein-coupled receptor signaling pathway
Cellular component (GO): membrane
Molecular function (GO): G protein-coupled receptor activity
Source: RefSeq, a predicted model, not a curated record